AUCUUUCAUACGCUCCCUGAUCCAAGGCUCGGAUUCGCGGUCAAGUAUAUCUACUGGUUCUCUGCAAGAAUGAGCUGAGAGGUUGCGCGCAGCAUGUCGUACGCCAACCACCCGGCGCGGCCCUCGACGCCGCCGGGCGGUCGCUCGUCGUUGGACAAGUACACCUCGUCGGCAAACCGCUCCUAUUCGCAUUUGCAGCAACUCUACCUGGAUCCGCUCCACAGCCCCCUCUCCUACGGCCUUAGCAAGCGCGGCAGCUACACUGGUGGAGCCGCGCCGCUACGCUCGUCGAUCUCCCACCCAUUCCCCUCACAUGCCGAAUCUCUACGCGACGUCGCAGCUCUGGAGAAGCUGCUCGAGGGCGAAGCGGGCAAGUGGGAGCAUGCGCGCAAGGACGAGGAGGAGCUUAAAGCGAUUGGACGCAUGAAGAAUGGUUCUCGGCUUGUGGCAUACUAUGAGCGUCAGAACAGCAUUCUCGACGGCUGGAAGGAGGUAGACCUUGUCCUUGGCAGUCAUUUCCCGUACGAAGUCAUGAUGCGCUUCGGCACGGAGGCAGAGAUUGCAGAGAUGAACGCCAGUCGAAAGGCUCGCAAGCUUCAGAGACGCAGCUCGAGUGCGGACAGAAGCACCACCAAUCGGAUUCAUCGUCUUCUGCACAAGAGCGACGAGUCGAACAGUGACGACAGUGACGACGGCUUUCAGGAGGACGACGGGUCGGAUCAGGAGCUCGAGAGCCCGCAGCCCGGCGGCUCGCGGCACGGCUUUGCCCGAGCAGCUAGCGCGCUCUCUGGUCUCUGGUUCGGCAAGGGCAAAGCCCCUGGCGUGCAAGAAUCUCCAGAAUGCGAUCCGCUCCUCUCCAGCUCGCAAAGCAACCCGUCCGAUCUCGAAGCCCAGCGCGAACGUCAACUGAGCAGACUUGGCAGGGGACAAGCCAACACCCUUUCGAAUGUGCCGGAGCACUGGUCAAGGUAUGGAAGCAUCCUUGAGGAUCCCUCCAAAGGCGUAUGUUCGGAUGAUGCAGCCUCUGGAGUUCCAAGUGGCCAAGACAGCAACGCCAACGCACACUAUGCCAACGGCCACUUGGUGAUCACCGACGAACCCCGGCUGGGCACCAUGUUCAGCAAGGCUAGCAGCUCCGAGGAAGGCAGCCUGGAUCGCCGGUUCAAAGAAGAGACCGCGAUCACUCGGAGAAGCGAGAACGAGAAACUCAUCCGUGAUAUGAGCGACUCGCGAAGCGGGAUCUCUGACCCGAAGGUAUCGAACGGUACCGACGACGUUGGCCGCAAUGGGAGUGACGGUCACAACUCUGCAUCUGCUGCCGCUUCUGGUCAACCUGAGGAUGCAAAUACAAAGAAGGCCGCGAGGGGCCAGUCACGCACGCGCGCGACUGACGGGAACCGAGAGCGUGACCGCAAGCGGCUGUUGGCAUCAGUACCAGGACUUGCAGAGAAGGAGAGCGAGGCGGAGCGCUCCGUGCAAUUUGCGAUCAAUAUCAACCUUGUGGUCAAUGUGCUCUUGCUUGCGGGCAAAGGAAUUGCUGUCUUGUCGUCGAACUCAAUAUCUCUGCUAGCCAGCUUGGUUGACUCGGCGCUGGAUCUGUUGUCCACUUUGAUUAUUUUCGUCACGUCUAAGGCUAUUGCUUAUCGCUCAGUACACACUAUGAGCAAGUAUCCGGUCGGAAAGAAACGUUUUGAGCCGCUCGGCGUGGUCGUUUUUUCUGUUUUAAUGAUCGCCUCCUUCUGCCAAGUCUUGGUCGAAUCCUGUCAGCGGCUGUGGGCAGUCAUCAAGACCGGCAGUGAACUGCCGGACGCCGCGACGAAUCUGCCGCUGGUUGGCAUUAUCUUCAUGGUCGCUACGAUCGGGAUCAAAGCGGUGAUGUGGCAACUUUAUCGGUCCAGCCGGUCCAGCGGAGUCAGAGCGGUGGCGCAAGAUGCUGAGAACGAUGUCGUCUUCAACAUCGCCUCCCUCGUAUUCCCCGUGCUUGGCGCCUUCCUGAAAGCCCCAGCUCUGGAUCCGAUCGGCGGUAUCGCGCUGUCGAUUUACAUUAUCUCGGAAUGGGUGCACACUCUCGCUGAGACAGUCACCAAGCUCUCUGGCUCCGUCUGUGGCUCGCACGAGAUCGCCAGGGCGCUCUACCUCAUCCUGCGCUUCAAGGCCGUAAGAUCUGUCAGCGCUUUUGAGAUGUUCCAUUCUGGCGACGAUAUGAUCGUCGAGUGCGACCUUGUCCUUCCAUCAACUAUCAAUCUGAAAGACGCCCACGACGUUGCAGAGAUUAUGACAUACUGCACCGAGUGUCUCAGCGAGGUCGAACGCGCCUACCUGCACCUGGAUUACAACGAGCGCGGCCCAAGUGGACACAUGACCUUGCGAGGGUGAUCCAUGAUACAGCGGGUCUCAGCACGAAAAUUCGGCCCACUAUCUUUCUACAUUUUGUACAAUAGAGCGCACCAUGGAUACCCAGGGUUUCGCUGCCACUUCCCGGGUUCAGAGCAGAUGGAACCG
This is a messenger RNA of Tilletiaria anomala UBC 951, 2502 nucleotides long. RefSeq lists its product as uncharacterized. The transcript is spliced from 8 exons. The record is from RefSeq and is a predicted model, not a curated record. Gene Ontology annotation, molecular function: monoatomic cation transmembrane transporter activity. Lineage: Eukaryota; Fungi; Basidiomycota; Exobasidiomycetes; Georgefischeriales; Tilletiariaceae. Bases 94 to 2376 code for a protein of 760 amino acids. Gene Ontology annotation, biological process: monoatomic cation transport; transmembrane transport. Gene Ontology annotation, cellular component: membrane.